AUGUCUCUAAUGUAUAUACAAGUAGCUGUUGGUCUGUCAUGUCUUACUUUUGUAGCAUAUUGUGGAUUGGAAGUAAUACCGGAGAGGAUGAAGUUGGUGCAUCUAAACGAUAAAUACUUUUAUAAUUUUAGCGUUAACGUAAAAAGAUAUAGCAGAAGCAGUCCUUACUACAUGAACAUUGAAAUUACGACGAAACAGACAUGGACUAAUAACGUUACGUUGCACUUUACUUUUAAUGAGUUUCUUCACAACGAUUACCGUCGAUCCUUUGUUGAACUACACCAAAGGUUUUGUGACAUGGUUAAAUAUGACAAAUUUAUUGGACCUGUCAUGAAACACGUUGGAUUUGAAUGCCCAAUGCCACCUCGUACAGUGCGAAUGACCAAUUUCACAUUGCCUCUGGAUAAAUUUCCUAAUGUGCUACCAUUUGAGAAAUGUCGUUUUGACGCCGAAGCAACCCUCACGGAAACUAAUGAAUCAUUAGCCUUGGCGUAUAACUAUGUAACUUUCAAAGUUACUCAUCAUACUUACAAUCAAGAACAACACGUCGUAAUAUCAUCCACCUCCACGAGGAAGGGAGUGGGUAGCGUCCGUCUGAGAAUUCAGUCCCUUCCAUUACAGAUAUUGGGAUUUAGGCCGUCUUGCACUCACUGCGAGCCCGCAGGAUCGGAAGACGGUAUCGCAGGUCGAGUACUGCUUAGCGCUUUGGAAUACCUGAAAUUAAAGGAAUUAUGCUGGUUGCGGAACAAAAAAGGUGUGGAUAAAUCUCAACUAAACGAAAUCUAUAUCUCGCCUUGA
Danaus chrysippus (African queen) is the source of this 798-nucleotide messenger RNA. Lineage: Eukaryota; Metazoa; Arthropoda; Insecta; Lepidoptera; Nymphalidae. The record is from the annotation of a GenBank genome assembly.